Molecule: messenger RNA, 900 nt
Organism: Aspergillus clavatus NRRL 1
Lineage: Eukaryota; Fungi; Ascomycota; Eurotiomycetes; Eurotiales; Aspergillaceae
Product: alpha/beta hydrolase
Exons: 2
Coding region: 1-900 (299 amino acids)
Molecular function (GO): hydrolase activity, acting on ester bonds
Source: RefSeq, a predicted model, not a curated record
AUGGGUGAAACCGUCCAAAUGGGUGGCAAGCCAACUGCAGUCCCACUUUCUAAUUCAGAGCAGUUCUUCAUGAAAAAUGCACAUGAUGAAGAGUAUCUGAUUCAAGUAUCUUGGCCGCUGCACUGGCAAGAUGGUCCUCCCUCUGAUUGCCGGUCAUUCCCUAUCAUAUACAUUGUCGACGGAAAUGCGUUAUUCUUAACUGCGACCGAGGCUGCCUGGCGUCGUGCAGCCUCAUCUCAUUUUGCGGGCGGUGGUAUCAUCGUGGCCAUCGGAUAUCCCAUGAACGGGAAAUUAUAUGACGCGCGACGACGCAGCCGCGAUUUGACUCCACCAACGGCCGCUUCAAUUCCCGGGUACGGGGGUGCGGACGUCUUCCUGGAUUUUAUCGAGAAAUCUAUUCGACCCGCGGUCAAGGCUCGAUUUCCGAGGAUCUCCAUUGACAGAGAAGCACUUUACGGCCAUUCAUAUGGAGGGUUGUUCGCCCUCCACGCAUUAUUUACACGCCCCAGUUCGUUCGAUUUUUAUGUCGCCAGCAGUCCUUCAAUUUGGUGGAAUAGCCGGUGUAUUCUACACGAGGCAAAGGGCUUUCUUGAGAAGGAUGCGGCUCCGCACGAAAGGCUGUCGCCCUCACUAAUGGUGUCUUGGGGAUCCUUCGAGCAAAACCCCCCUCAGUGGGCCAAUGAACCUCUGGACCACUAUGAAGCAAGGAAGCAGAUUGCCGCGGAUUUGAGAAUGGCUGGCAAUGCUCUCGAUCUUUGCCGCAUGCUACGAGGCUGUAAACAGCUUCAUGCUGUCUCAGUGAACGAGUAUGAAGGUGAAGAACACACGAGCGUGAUGUCGUGUUCGAUGAGUCGGGGUUUGACCACGUUCUUUGAAGAUUGGCCGCUUCAUCAGUCAUGA